Molecule: messenger RNA, 1722 nt
Organism: Dioszegia hungarica
Lineage: Eukaryota; Fungi; Basidiomycota; Tremellomycetes; Tremellales; Bulleribasidiaceae
Product: putative vacuole protein
Exons: 5
Coding region: 1-1722 (573 amino acids)
Source: RefSeq, a predicted model, not a curated record
AUGAACCUCUCCAUACCCCGCUUUACCCGCCUGCGGCGGCUGGUCCGUCUCAUCCUCGGUCCCUCCACUCCCACGCCCGACGACGAAAUCCCCUCCCCGUCAACUCCGCUCACCUCCUCAUCCACCCUGCCCAAUCAUCGUGCAUGUACUACCUUCCCGGAUAAAGGCGUCUAUCGUCUCGCCACGUCGUGUCGGCUACACUACGCGCUCAUACCGGUCUUACUGCUCUGGGCGACCGCCAAUGUGCUGCUCAUCCGGGAGCAGUACUUUGCCCCCUCCAGUCCGCAGACUAUCGGCUGUACGGACUCGUUAUGGUCCGAUUGGCCGCCUGAUGCCUGCGGGCUGAAUGGGACAGACUGCGACGUGGCGCUGAACGGAGAGGGAGGAGGGAGGUAUAGGUGUCUUGGGGGAUGCACCUACUCGCCGUUGGGGAACCCAAGAUGGGUUGGAGGGAGCGAAGUGAACAGGCGGCCACUAGUCAUUGGCGGUGGAGACGGCCCUACUUACCGCGCGGACUCCUGGAUCUGCGCAUCGGCGAUCCACGCCGGGCAAAUCAGUCCCACACUGGGAGGAUGUGUGGAUGUCAACUACGUCUUCGCCUCUUCUACAUCCAACCUACUCGGCGGCUGGUCGAAUGGCAUCCUCUCAGCGCCUUUCCUCCCCUCCUUCCCCGGCUCGUAUACCCUCAGUCCAAGCUCCGGUCCCGGUUGCUGGGACAUCCACCCUUUCAUCAGCGCCUUCAACGCACUGAUGCUCUUCCUCACCACGGUCUUCCUCCUCCCGUCGCCUGCAGUCCUGCUCGGCACCUUAAUCAUCCUCGGCUGGGGCCAAAUCCAGCUCGUAUCGAAUCCUCGAUAUGUCCCGCCGUUCUGGGAGUACAUCUUUGCCGGUCUCCCACCAGCCCUUCUUGGCGGAUACUGGUUCUACCGCGUCGCCUUCAAGCGGAGUUUGGAGGGAUUCAGGGAGUUACCGGUGGAGCUGGCGCUUUGGCAGGGAUUAGGAUACUGGAUCGGUAUCGAAAGCUCGACGAUCUUUGCGCGAUUACCGCUGUCGGGGAGAAUAGGCUACGACGGGAUACCGCCAGAUGGGAAGGGCGUACUGGCGGUGUUGAUCCUGAUCGUGGCCUUCAUUGCGGUCCUGCAGGCGUGGGAUUUGCGGAAGUACGGCAUGCUGCAGUACUACAUCGUUAGGUACAUAUGGCUCGUUCCCGUCCUGGUGGUGCUCUCGCAGAUCCCUGGGUACACUCUGCGCAUACAUCACUGGUUCUACCCCAUGCUCGCCAUACCCGUCCUGUCUCUGCCGAAUCGAGUCAGCAUCUUCGGACAAGCCAUCAUGCUUGGCCUGUUUUUGGACGGUAUCGGACGAUGGGGAUGGGCCGGUAUCAUCCAGCAGACAGCUUCGCUCCUCGGUGACGCCAAUUCCGGAAGCUACAUCCCCGACGUCAGCUUUGCAAAUUCGACCUUGACGAUGCUGUCCUGGUUGGCGACUCCUCGCAAUCUGACCAGGUUAGGCAUCACGGGCGUCCAGGUGGUGGUCGACGAUGUCUUGCGGCUAGCCAACCACACAGCGACGAAUGUCACGCUGGCGCAAGUCGGGUUAGGGGAUGGCGGCGGGAUAGAGCACUUUUUCCGACUUGCUUACAUGGCGAACGAUACUUCCCUCGACUUCACAGAUCCGAUCGUCCGCUUGGUCAAUGGCUCGUACGCGUUCGCAAAGCCAUGA